Ostertagia ostertagi is the source of this 516-nucleotide messenger RNA. Lineage: Eukaryota; Metazoa; Nematoda; Chromadorea; Rhabditida; Trichostrongylidae. The record is from the annotation of a GenBank genome assembly.
ACACCACUUCUCCUUGCCAAUAAUCUCUGCUGGCGUAGUCCAAAGAACACAGGAGAAGCUCUGGUGAGGUCAUUUAGUAGUUUUUGGCUUGUGUUAUGCGGUGGGGUAAUACCGCAUGAUCUGGCUUCGCCUUCAGCAAUUGAUCUUACUCGUGUUUGUCACAUACAUUCUGGCUCUGGCGACCGUUUGGACAAAUGUUUUCAUAGAUUACUCGCAAAAGCUGAACCCGAACUGGAUAGCGACACUUUUGUUCGUUUAGCGUCAACUAAAAACAGCCGUAACAUCUUUAGAGUUAUCGCUUCUUCGGCACAGAAUAUGUUUUCAGGCAGAACGAUAAAAGUGCGGUGCAUUGCAGGAACCGGAGCAGGUCGACGGUUACACAUAAGUGGUUUAGCCGAUUGGAUAGAAGGUCCUCGUGAUGCGGCGAAUUUACCUCAUAUCAUACAAGCAACAAAGAUCGCUCACAUCUAUUGUGAACGGGAAUAUGCUUUUGGUGAAAUGCUGCUGAAAGUUGUU